Hyposmocoma kahamanoa is the source of this 589-nucleotide messenger RNA. RefSeq lists its product as uncharacterized. The record is from RefSeq and is a predicted model, not a curated record. The transcript has 3 exons. NCBI's taxonomy places the organism in Eukaryota, Metazoa, Arthropoda, Insecta, Lepidoptera, Cosmopterigidae. The coding region runs from base 71 to 478 and encodes 135 amino acids.
UUGUUACAUGUCAAAAAAUAAUUAAUUUUAUUAUUUAACAAUUUUUAUUUUUAUUUAUUUUUCCGAUCGGAUGAAAGACUAUACGAUGAGUUACGCUGUAUUGGAAUCUGAAAAUCUACCAGAAGUAAUAAAACAAAAACCGAAAUUAACCACCUGCAUAGCAUUGGGGACCGUAACGUUGUUGUUGGUUGCAAUAUCUAUCACCGUUGGUAUUGUCAUUGGUUACGCGUAUUGCUACCUUGAACAUCGAACCGGUUUCAGAUCAGAUAAUCUUACUGAAGCCAAGAGCAUGCAUAGUAUCCAUAUAUCUCACUUAGAAUCCAACGAGCCCCAAGCUAACAGAUCUAUCAACGGGGCAAUCAUGUCCAGCUACCUGGUUUCCAGAAUCUUGAGCUUCGGCCAAGCGAUGCUUCAAGAAGAAAUUUCUUUGCUGCCCUGGUCGCAUCAGGAAUCAAUUAUUUCUAAUGUUGAAAAAUAACUGUUUUGAGAAUAAAUUUGAUUCAAUUUUAGAGGUGCUCGUUCACUAUUAAACUACCUAAGAAGUUGCCGUUCAAAUUUUUAUGUAAUAUUAAUAUAUGUUGUAUGUAUG